AUGAAGGGCUUCACUGCUUUUGCCAUCCUUGGUCUAGCAGUCACUGCUUGGGCUACCUCGCCAUCUGGCAAAGAUCAAGAAUUUCAACUCAGAAAACUUCAUGAAGGUGAAUGUAUUCAGUGUACCAGGUAUUCUGAGGCAUGUACCAUGGACUACAAACCUCACUGUGGAUCUGAAGGAAAUGUAUAUUCCAACAGAUGUACCUUUUGCAAUGCUAUUGUGAAAAGCCGAGGUGCAAUUUGGUUGAAAAAAUAUGGAUUGUGCUGA
This is a messenger RNA of Pongo pygmaeus (Bornean orangutan), 267 nucleotides long. RefSeq names its product double-headed protease inhibitor, submandibular gland-like. The record is from RefSeq and is a predicted model, not a curated record. The coding region runs from base 1 to 267 and encodes 88 amino acids. NCBI's taxonomy places the organism in Eukaryota, Metazoa, Chordata, Mammalia, Primates, Hominidae. The transcript is spliced from 4 exons. Gene Ontology annotation, molecular function: protein binding.